AUGAUCGAAGUUAGAGAGCUUAUAACCUUUUGCUCAGAGGGAAAUAUGGAACUACUGAAGAAGCACAUUCAGAUUGCAGAGCGGAGAGGAAAUAGCAUCCCUUCCAUCAUCAACACACCCACCAGUUCCGGGCAAACAGCUUUAAUCUCUGCCUGUCGAAAUGGCAAACCGGAUAUUGUGCGAUAUCUUGUGGACGAUUGUGGGGCGGAUAUGGAGCAGGUCGGUACCGUCCACUUUGACGGUGAGGCAGUGGAAGGUGUUACACCAUUGUGGUGCGCGGCCGCUGCUAACUAUCUCGAAAUCGUGCAAUUUCUUGUCGACCGUGGUGCUGACGUGAAUCGCACUACUAUCACCAACUCUACCGCAUUGCGCGCUGCCUGCUUUGAUGGUCAUGAAGAGGUUUGUUUAAUAUUGUUUAAGUCGCUUCUCUUGGGCCAUGUUGUACGCUACCUCGUGGAGCAAGGCGCCAAUGUCGAGACACCCAAUCGGCACGAGCACACGUGCCUCAUGAUCGCCUGUUUCCGUGGGCACGAAAACAUUGUCAAAUACCUUCUUUCCAGAGGGGCUCGCGUCAAUCGGCGAUCGGCCAAAGGCAACACGGCUCUGCACGAUUGCGCGGAAAGCGGUAACCUGCGUAGUCUUAUCCUCCUGCUUCGCUACGGGGCUUUAAUGCGGCCUGACGAAUACGGUCAGACGCCUAUUAUCUCAGGCGCUAAUUCUGCUUACAAAAAGAUUGUAGAAUAUCUGUCGGAAUUGCGGUCGCCUUCUGGUGAAUUCGUUGUCCCAGUCGAGGAACAAGCUGCCGCACACGAGCUCCUGGGUGCUUCUCUCUAUGACAGACAGUCCAGAGUGCAAGAUGCAGUCAUUGAGUGGCGGUAUGCAAUGUGCCUGCGACGAUCGCACUUCGGCUACACCAAACGCCUCCCUCCCGUGGAGGAGGGCGCUCGUAACCACUACGCUUGGAGCCUCAUUCAAGCCACCGCGUACAACGCUGUCGCUUUGGAGAUGGCAAAGAAGAAGAGGGGAAGGGGGUGUUAUAAUGUUAGGGCAAAUGAAAUCAGCGCUGAAGUUCUUAAGAGACCUCCUCCACCGCUGCCCUCAACCAUUACCGCGGAUCCUAUUUGGGCUCAAAAACAUGCUGCACGGGCUAACGUAUUAGCGCGGCAGUAUGAACAUCUGCUUGCCCUCUACAAAUCCGACCCAUCUUUGUGUGCGAAUUGGACAAGUAAUGGCUUGAAGUCACCGGAACAACAGCUCAGAUCGGCUGUUGAUGCUGUGCUUGGUGUGGAGCCUGACUUUUAUCCCCAUUCUUCGCGUCACAUUCGUCGGCCGCUUGAAGGGGAACAGAGUGAUGUUACGUCUCAGCCCCAGUCACCCACCGCAUCCGAUGAGGCAUAUAGGCUCCGUUACUUCUCUGUUUCCGAAGAGGCGAUUUCGCGUGGUACAGUCGACCCAUGCGAGAUUUUUGAGGCAGCGGAGGAGAAGCUUCAAUCUGAAGCAGCGGCAUCCCAACCGGAGCCUUUGUUGAUUACGCGGUUGCGGCGGUACAGCCUAACUGCCUUCGGAUUAGUCCGCGAGUUCGCCAAUUUUGUGGAGCUAAAGCACGUCACUCAGGAUGCCUACGCGCUGCCUUUGCAGCCUUUACUCAUUCGAUUGCGGAUUUUAGGUCCUGAUCACCCCGACACCAUCUACUUUCUACGCUACCGUGGAGCGACAUACGCGGACACGGGAGCAAUUCCUCAGUGCCUUGCAUUUUGGCGCUACGCCAUUGAACUGCAGCGUGUCUUUCUUGAACCCCUCUCCUACGUCUCGCAAUCCUCCUUCUUGGCCUUCGCGGAGCUCUACAACAUUGUCCUCUCCAAUCGAUACUCUGGCCUCCGUGCUGUCCGCUUGCAGCCCUCCCUCAUCGUCGACUCCAUUGAACUUGCUAUUGACAACAUUGAGAGGGGUAUGGAGUACUCCUAUCCGCACUGGCAUGGGCGCAUGCCAUGGGCGUAUACGAGCGCAGAUAAAGAGGCGAUGAAUCUGCAUCGUCACGUACGCCUCUGCCUGCACUUCAUCGCCCUUCUUGCUUACUACUUCUGCCCGCCUGAAGCGCGUCCCCCACCGUUGCACCGCCAACGGCUGGAGGUGUUCCGUCACGCCCUAAACGGGAUAGCCGUACCAACACGGGCACCCAUCUUCUCAGGCACCUUUCCGCUGCUGGAGACCCCCACAGAAGCAACCACCGCAAUGCCUGACGCCAUGGAGGCCUUGGAAGAGUUGCCUACGUCCACUGCGUGGAACAUCUUCGUGCCUUCGGAAUCGGAACACGCUGAGAUGCGCAGCAAAAUGACUCCUGCAUUGUUGAAACGCUUCUUCCGACAGGUGAAUAGACUGGUGAGACUAGAUCCACGUGUUCACGAAGGCGCAAGUCCGUUGCACAUGGCAGCGUCGUGUUCGCGCUUGGUGCGUUGCGAUCUUUUACCGCUGCCACACGCGGACCUCCUCCGUCUCCUCACCGCUCUAGGCGCCGACCCUGACGCCAAAGACGCCUGCGGCUAUCGUCCGAUCGGUCGCAUCCUUGCUUCUCACACUCUCUCCGAGUCUCAGAAGGCCGAGUUGGUUGCCACCCUCGUUCUGGAUUGUGGGGCUCAUUUUGACGCCGCUGUUAUGCCCCCGCCCUUUGGUGAAGAUGCGGUAGUGGAGAAAGAAGGAGCCGUCUGCGACCGGGUUGAAGCAAUGGACGUCGACUCCUCCCCCUCUACUUCAACUAGGUCCAUUGCCUCUACUUCCUCCCCUCCCAGACCCACCACUGAUGUUGCUGCUUCUGCUGCCCCCGCUACCACUGCAACUGAUGAUGCUUAUGUCGGAGUGAACAUCAUUUCUACCAGUCCUUUGUCAGCUAAUACCUCCGCUCUAAGAUCUGCCGCUGUCUCCGCUGCUGUUAUUAUAGCAUCCUUCGCUGCUAACUCCCCCUCUUCCUCCUCCCUCUCCUCGGUCACAACCUCCGCUCUUCGCUUCGCUAGGUCUGCCGGCGCCUGUCCAGGGACGGCUGUGGUCGGGACGACGCGCAACAACACGACAACGUGGCCUUGGGGACGGGCGUGCGCUCGGGUACUGGCGCUAUCAGGUCUCCGACCGCUGCGGCAUGUAAACCUCCAGUGUCUGGCGGCACGUGCUCUGCCUCGCUCCCUGUAUCAUCGACUGCCUGGCCACCUCAUCGACUUUGCAGGUGUUAAUACCGUGUCCAAAACUGGUGGAGUCGUCAGUGAUGUGCCGGUUUGA
Echinococcus granulosus is the source of this 3267-nucleotide messenger RNA. RefSeq lists its product as hypothetical. Lineage: Eukaryota; Metazoa; Platyhelminthes; Cestoda; Cyclophyllidea; Taeniidae. Bases 1 to 3267 code for a protein of 1088 amino acids. Gene Ontology annotation, molecular function: protein binding. The transcript is spliced from 14 exons. The record is from RefSeq and is a predicted model, not a curated record.